Archocentrus centrarchus (flier cichlid) is the source of this 1102-nucleotide messenger RNA. It is a transcript of the gene cldnf, whose product is annotated as claudin f. The record is from RefSeq and is a predicted model, not a curated record. Gene Ontology annotation, molecular function: structural molecule activity. The coding region runs from base 50 to 796 and encodes 248 amino acids. The transcript has a single exon. Lineage: Eukaryota; Metazoa; Chordata; Actinopteri; Cichliformes; Cichlidae. Gene Ontology annotation, cellular component: bicellular tight junction; membrane.
AGCACACUGAAAGACUCUUCUCUCCUGGUGUGGACGAAGCUGUUAGGCCAUGGGGAGAAUUGGCAAAGAAACGGCAGGUCAGACCAUAAGCUUCAUAGGACUUGUUGGGGUGGCAGUGACCUGUGGGGUCCCCACAUGGAGAGUCACUUCUUACAUCGGAGCCAACAUCGUUACAGGCCAGAUUGUAUGGGAUGGCCUGUGGAUGAACUGCGUGAUGCAAAGCACUGGGCAGAUGCAGUGCAAGCUGAAUGAGUCCAUCCUGAGCCUGACGACUGAUCUGCAGGCUGCCCGAGCCCUGGUCAUCAUCUCCCUCAUCUUUGGUUUCAUCGGCUUUAUAAUCUCAUUUAUUGGAGCCAAGUGCACAAGCUGCCUGGAUAAAGACUCAUCAAUGGCAAAGGUGGUGAUCAUAAGUGGCUCUCUCAUCAUUGUCUCCGGCAUCCUGGUCUUAAUUCCUGUCUGCUGGUCUGCAGCUUACACCAUCGCAGACUUCAAGAACCCAUUGACGGUGGCAACACAGAGGAGGGAGAUUGGAGCUGCUAUCUAUAUUGGCUGGGCUUCUGCUGCAAUUCUUCUGAUUGGUGGGAUCAUCCUAACCACCUCAUGUCCUCCUCAAAAACAACCAUAUGGAUAUCCAGGGUACCAACCACCAAUGUAUGCUUUCUCAAGACCAAACCCAGCCACAUAUGGCCCUGUCUAUGCGCCACCAACCAACCGACCAUACAGUGCCACAGGGAGUUACGUUCCCAGCAAACCAUACGCAGCACCAGCCUCAUAUCCUGCUUCACAAUAUCUGUGAAACUGAGGGGAUCAAGGACAGAAACUUCGCUCUGACAGCUGCUGGACUUUUAAAUGACCAAAAUAAACAUUGUACAGAUGUUACUAUUCAGAUGUAUUGAUGUGAUGUAAAAUUUAAUUGCUGCCAACUUUGUGAUUCAUCUUUUAGAAUCUGCUUUUUUGUUUUAUGCUCGACACAUACCACUAAGAUUGUGAAGCCUUGCUUUUUAUAAGGAAGUCACUGUCAAUGUAUUUAUUUCCUUGUCUGAUGAAGCACAUUUUGUAAAUAGUGGUGAUUUUUAAUGUGCUUGUUUUCUCUAACUGCAAC